This is a messenger RNA of Oryctolagus cuniculus (rabbit), 4189 nucleotides long. It is a transcript of the gene RAB11FIP3, whose product is annotated as RAB11 family interacting protein 3. The record is from RefSeq and is a predicted model, not a curated record. Lineage: Eukaryota; Metazoa; Chordata; Mammalia; Lagomorpha; Leporidae. Gene Ontology annotation, cellular component: midbody; recycling endosome membrane; cleavage furrow. Gene Ontology annotation, biological process: endocytic recycling; regulation of cytokinesis. Gene Ontology annotation, molecular function: calcium ion binding.
GGCCGCGGCGUUCGCUCCUCGGGUACCUCGGGCGCCGCAUCCUCCUCAGCCGGCGCCGCCUCGGGUCCUCGCCUCGCGCGCCCCGCGCCCGGCGCCAGCUGCCGGGCUCUCGGCGUCCUCCGCGGGUGGUGCCGCGCCCGCCGCCAUGGGCCCGCGCCCUCCGCGCCGCCGGGCCGAGGGCCGCUGAGGCGCGGGGCGAAGAUGGGCGAGGGCGGAGCAGGGCCCGAGUGCCAGCCGGAGCAGCCCGGGCGCCCCGCGCGCGCCCGCCCGCGCCGCCGCGGGGAUGCCCGCGCCCGCCGCCGCGCCCUGAGCGCCUUUGUCUGCCGCCCGCGCCGCCCGCCGUACCACUAGCCUCGCGGGCCCGCGCCGGGGCCGGGGGCGCGCCCCGCAACAUGGAGCCGGGCCGGCCGGCCUCCCCUCCGGGCCCCGACUCGGAGCCGGGCGCGUCCGCCGGGCCGGCCCCGGGUCCCUCGGAGUGCGAUGAGCCGGCCCCGGGGCUGGAGGACCCUCAGGACACCGGGCCGCCCAGCCGCGGUGCGCGGGGGCAGGAUGCGGACGCCGGGGCCCGCCAGGCCGCCUGCCCGGAGCCCGACCCGCGUUCCGAGGUGGCACCCCCGGAGCCCGACCCGCGUUCCGAGGCGGCAUCCCCGGAGCCCGACCCGCGUUCCGAGGUGGCAUCCCCGGACCCCGACCCGCCUUUCUCCUGGACCAAAGGCCCGGAGGACUGUGGUCUCCCGCCGUGCCCGGAGAGCCCGUCUUUCUGCGUGCAGGCUCCGGCUCUCAGCUUCGGUGUGCGGGAUGCGGCCGACCUGUUCCCCGCCUUCCCUUCGCCUGCCGUGGACGAGCUGGCGCCGGAGGAGGGUCGGGCAUCCCCGGAGCAGCCCCUUCCUGGCGAGCCCGCGGGGUGUCCGGAGGACGGCCCCCGCCUGCGAGCGGUGUUCGACGCCCUGGACGGGGAUGGGGACGGCUUCGUUCGCAUCGAGGACUUCGUCCAGUUCGCUACGGCCUACGGGGCCGAGCAGGUGAAGGACUUAACUCAGUACCUGGAUCCCAGUGGGCUUGGUGUGAUGAGUUUCGCAGACUUCUACCACGGGAUCACAGCCAUCAGGAACGGAGAUCGCGAUGGACAGCUGUGCGGAGUCCCCCCUGCCCAGGACGGAGAGCCCUCUGCCUGCCCCGUCGAGUUCGAUGACUUCGUCACCUAUGAGGCCAACGAGGUGACAGACAGUGCCUACAUGGGCUCUGAGAGCACCUACAGUGAGUGCGAGACCUUCACCGAUGAGGACACUGGCACCCUGGUACACCCCGAGCUGCAGCCUGCAGGGGACACAGACAGCGCCGGCGGCUCGGCCGCACCCUCCGAGUGCCUGGACACCAUGGAGGAGCCCGGCCAUGGUGCUCUGCUGCUGCUCCCGGGCAGGUCUCACCCGCGCGGCCAGUCUGUUGUCAUGGUGAUCGGCGGCGAGGAGCAUUUUGAGGACUACGGGGAAGGCACCGAGGUGGAGGUGUCUCCGGAGGCCCUCUCUGACGGGGAGCUCACCUGCAGUGAUCCUGCUUUUCUCACCCCCAGUCCGACGAAGCGGCUCUCCAGCAGGAAGGUGGCAAGGUACCUGCACCAGUCAGGGGCCCUGACCAUGGAUGCCCUGGAGGACCCUCCCCUGGAGCCUGUGGAGGGCCCAGAGGAGGACAUUGCCGACAAGGUGGUCUUCCUGGAGAGACGCGUGUCAGAGCUGGAGAAGGACACCGCAGCCACCGGGGAGCAGCACAGCCGGCUUCGGCAGGAGAACCUCCAGCUGGUGCACAGAGCCAACGCCCUGGAGGAGCAGCUGAAGGAGCAGGAGCUGCGAGCCUGCGAGACGGUCCUGGGGGAGGCCCGGCGGCAGAAGGAGCUGCUGUGCAGGCUGGAGCGAGAGAAGAGCAUCGAGAUCGAGAACCUGCAGGCCAGGCUGCAGCAGCUGGAUGAGGAGAACAGUGAGCUCCGGUCCUGCACGCCCUGUCUGAAGGCCAGCAUCGAGCGCCUGGAGGAGGAGAAGCGCAAGUUGCUGGAUGAGAUGGAAGAGUUGACUCUGCGGCUCAGGGAGGAGCAGGAGAAGAAGAGGAAGAUGGGGGACAAGCUGAGCCACGAGAGGCACCAGUUCCAGAGGGACAAGGAGGCGACCCAGGAGCUGAUCGAGGACCUGCGCAGGCAGCUGGAGCACCUGCAGCUCUUCAAGCUGGAGGCCGAGCAGCGGCGGGGCCGCAGCAGCAGCGCAGGCCUGCAGGAGUACAACACCCGCGCCCGCGAGAGCGAGCUGGAGCAAGAGGUCCGCAGGCUGAAGCAGGACAACCGCAGUCUGAAGGAGCAGAACGACGAGCUGAACGGGCAGAUCAUCACGCUGAGCAUCCAGGGCGCCAAGAGCCUCUUCGCCACGUCCUUCUCCGAGUCCUUGGCCGCAGAGAUCAGCUCCGUCUCCCGCGACGAGCUCAUGGAAGCGAUUCAGAAGCAGGAGGAGAUCAACUUCCGCCUGCAGGACUACAUCGACAGGAUCAUCGUGGCCAUCAUGGAGACCAACCCGUCCAUCCUGGAGGUCAAGUAGGGGCAGGAAGGCCCAGCCUGCGCUGGAGCUGGGACCCCACCAGCACCCUGGAGUGGCCGCGUCGCACCAUGGGGACUGAGACCAGCAAGUGCCAUGGCCGUCCCAGCCCGGAGCACGCAGGGACCCCUCGUGCAGCUGGGCUGGGGCAAACAGGGCAGUGGGGGAGGGGGAGGCAGGCCAGCCCCCGGGACGGGAGCCUGCAGCAGGUGAGGGUGUGGCUGGGCUGCUGGCGGCUCUGUCCGCGGCGGCUCGCCUGAGAAUGCUCCCGUUUCUGGCAGAGGGGUGUGGGGAUGGUUUCUCGGGCUGCGGUGAGCCCCUCAUGGCAGGCCCCUUCUCCCACUGUCCAACCCUGUGGGUAAGAAAGGAAGAAAACGGGUCCCCGCCCAAGGUGCUGCCACCCGCACCCGCCCCACAAGUGCCCUGAUGCAGAGCCACCCAAGCUGGCCACUGCUGGCUGGCGUACGAACCCCUGCGUCCUCGAGUCAGGAGCGGUGGUGUGGGAAGGAAAGGCUGGCGCGGCCGGCACCGGUCGGGUCUGGCCAGGAGCCGCAGGCCCCGCCACGCUCCCUCAGGCCGUCACCCGUCGGGUGUGGCCACUUGGGCUCAGCCUUGGCCCCAGGAUCCUCCCGGCCACACAGCCAUUUGAGUGGCCUGACCGUGGCCGCAGUAACUCUCGGGGGCUCUGACUGUCCUGGGGAGGGCCAGGCAGGAGCCCGUGGGGACCCUGUGCUCUGAAACCAGCGCCCGAGAUUCCAGCUGGCGGAACUCACUCCCGGAUGGGUGGAUACCGCUGGCCCCUCUGGCUCGCUGGUGCAGGUGCUGCUUCUCCACGGAUGCGGCCUCGCCCGGCCUCCUGAGUCCACGCUCUCUCCAGGCAAAGGCCACGUUUCCUAGGCCGAGUCCAGAGGUCGUGUUCUCCGGGCUCUCUGACUUAGAACGUUGUUCUUCUCCGGGGUGGGGAGGAAGCCGGGGCAGGCUCUCCAGGGACGUGUGAAGCGGAGGAGGCCCUGUUCCUGCUGCUGCUGCCGCUGCCUGGUGCCCGCAUUACCCCGAGCAGCAGCGGCACCUGCCUGCCCGCCAGCCUCACGCCCAGGAGCUUGUGUGUGUUCCCGGGGAGGCCCCCGCUCGUGUGCACACGUGUGCUGCCCUGUGUCACUCCUUCCGCCCCAGUGUUGUACAUUUCGGGGAAAGCCUUGGGUGUAAAUCAGUGUAAACUUGGAGGAGAGAUUUUUCUAUCAUGUAGAGUAGGUAUUUUUUAUAGAUUGAAGGUUGACCAAUUUUUUAAUACUUUCAAGAGAGAAAACUAUGUGUAUACACAUGAAAAUAUAUAUAUAUAUGUAUGUAUAUUAUAUAAAUACUGGAGCCCUGCCUUUCUGUGCCAGGCCCCGGCCCUGAUGACACGGGCUUGUGUCUGGGUUCUGCUGGCCGCUCGGCAGUGUGUCUGUAAAUACAAACUGCCAGGAGACGCGGGCGAGCACAGAGCAAGCACAGCCUGCACCUGCGCCCACUCUACUGCGUGAAAAGUGGCUCCUCCUGCCUGGAUGCAGGGCAGUGCCGGCCAGUGCAGCCUCACCGUCGGCCACCACAGAUUAAAGCUGUUACUGUGCACCCGA